Cadophora gregata is the source of this 477-nucleotide messenger RNA. RefSeq lists its product as uncharacterized. NCBI's taxonomy places the organism in Eukaryota, Fungi, Ascomycota, Leotiomycetes, Helotiales, Ploettnerulaceae. The transcript has a single exon. The record is from RefSeq and is a predicted model, not a curated record. The coding region runs from base 1 to 477 and encodes 158 amino acids.
AUGCCACAUUUUCAGUCCUUUCCAUCCUCCGCACCACCAAUCCCGCCACAACCCGUCCCCGGCUUCCUCUGCCUCCAAGUUCUUCUCCUCUACGAGAAAUGCGGCCACAUCGAAACACUCUUCCUCCACGAGCACCCUUGCACAAAGCAAUACCGUGGCUGGCUUCCCGAGCCUUCGCAAUACGUGCAAGUCAAAGGUUGCCUCAACAUGAAUCGGCACUUUGCCAUAAAACGAGAUCCAUGUGCGAAAUGUAGUGUCCCAGUGCCCGCUGUGAAGAAAGGGUUCUUCAAGAUUUGGGGAAAGAGCAGCGCUCCAGAUGUAGAUGUGAAAGAGAAAGGCGACACUAGGGAGACUUUGCCCAUUCGGGAAGUUAUCAAGAGAAGAAGGGAGUGGAUGUGGGAAGUGGAGAAGCAGGAGAAGUGGAAAUUGAAGAGAGAAGAAGAGAUAGAAAAGUUUAAGAAACAGAGAGGUUGUUGA